Messenger RNA from Chelmon rostratus (copperband butterflyfish), 1847 nucleotides. RefSeq names its product dehydrodolichyl diphosphate synthase (gene dhdds). The transcript is spliced from 9 exons. The coding region runs from base 63 to 1070 and encodes 335 amino acids. The record is from RefSeq and is a predicted model, not a curated record. NCBI's taxonomy places the organism in Eukaryota, Metazoa, Chordata, Actinopteri, Chaetodontiformes, Chaetodontidae. Gene Ontology annotation, cellular component: dehydrodolichyl diphosphate synthase complex; endoplasmic reticulum. Gene Ontology annotation, biological process: polyprenol biosynthetic process. Gene Ontology annotation, molecular function: ditrans,polycis-polyprenyl diphosphate synthase [(2E,6E)-farnesyl diphosphate specific] activity.
CCAAUGCGGAAGAGAUCGUCAUCGUAAGAGCUGUGAGUUGGAAGACGGGUUUAAGUCCGAACAUGUCGUGGAUAAGGGAAGGUGAAUUAAACCUGCUUGAAAAGAUUUCAGCCAAUAUCCUGAAGGCUGGACCCAUGCCUAAACAUGUGGCCUUCAUCAUGGAUGGUAACCGUCGCUUUGCACGUAAGAAAAGCAUGGAGCGGCAGGAAGGGCAUAUGCAGGGCUUCAACAAGCUGGCCGAGACAUUACGAUGGUGCAAGCAUCUGAACAUCCAGGAGGUUACAGUGUACGCCUUCAGCAUCGAGAACUUCAAGCGCACUAAAGACGAGGUGGAUGGGCUGAUGGAGCUGGCCAAGCAGAAAUUUGAGAAGCUGUUGGAGGAACGGGACAACCUGGAGAAACAUGGCGUGUGUAUCCGCGUGCUGGGCGACUUGACUAUGCUGCCGCUCGACCUCCAGCAACUUAUUGCCAAAGCUGUGGUCACAACCAGGGCGCACAAUAAAUGUUUCCUGAAUGUGUGUUUUGCCUACACGUCACGAUAUGAAAUCACCAACGCGGUCAGAGAAAUGGCUUGGGGAGUGGAGCAGGGCCUGAUCAAAGCAAGUGAUGUUUCAGAGACGUUGCUCAGCGAGUGUUUGUACAGCAAUAAUUCUCCCAAUCCUGAUCUGCUCAUCCGCACCUCUGGAGAGGUGCGCCUCAGCGACUUCCUUCUUUGGCAGACUUCCCACUCCUGUAUAGUGUUUCAGUCAGUCCUGUGGCCAGAGUACUCAUUCUGGAACCUGUGUGAAGCCAUCCUCCAAUACCAAUUAAAUUACAAAUCCAUUCAGAAAGCCAGAGACCUCCAUCGAGAGCAUCAGGCCUUGCAGCAGCUAGAGGCGGAUCGUGCCUGUGUAGCAGAGCACCUGCAGCAUCAUGGGAAUGGAAAGCCUACAGACGCCCGGAGAAGACACGAGGCACUGCUGCAGUACGCCACCUGCCGGGAAGAACGGAUUCAGGACUUCCUAGGAACACUGAAGCACAAGAGAGACUCUUACUUUAAUGACUUACAUGACAACGCUGUCUUGGCCUAAGAAGGCUCUGAAGAGCAAACCCCAUGUUGAAGUGGGGGAUUAAGCCUCUCCUGUCCUCUUCCCAAAAGGGCUUCUGUGGAAAAGGGAAGAGUGACCAGUAUCCAGGAAUGGUUUCAUUGUUUUACUAGUUUGUACAAGUUGAGAGGGCAAUUUUACCCCUAUGGGGCUGUAGAAUAAAUGAUAUUUAUGAUUGUAGAUUUAACAAAAAGUCUAAUAUGUAGAAAUGUCUGGUCAAGAUGUAGUUAAAUAAUUGUGUAAACUGUCUGUCAAAUGCAUGCCAUUGGGAGAUUAAGUUCUGUGAGUGCAAGCCAGGGGUCCUGUGUUUUGAAAAUGUUUCUGAAGCAGCCAUCCAGAUUAAUAUAAAUCAGUCCAGUUUUGCAUUUUUGUUGAGAAGACAGUGUCAUUUGAUGUUUGUGAUUAAUGGCAUAACUAGAUUUUGACCAGCUUUCUAAAACAGAAUAAAGUGAUUGCUGUAUGUCAGUUAUGAUUAAAUGAUGUGUGAUUGACUUCUUUGUACUGAGAUAUCACAUGUUAAUGUUAUGGCUGUCUUUGAGCAGUUGCUCAAGUUCUGGCCUCCUUCUGGUUUUUAUACCACUUUUGUAAGGUAUAAUCUAUAGUAUCUCGAAUACUUGGGCCUUCCUACAACUGGAAAGCUUUCAGCCCAUACGGUCAUAUUAACUAAACAUUAGCUUUCUACUCCUAGCUGCACCAAAAGAGAAGUAAAUUGAACUAUUUUAUACUAUUUACCUUGUACUUUUGGAUAGUUUAAUCUACCAC